UGCAUCCAUAUAUGAUCUAUUUUUUCUGAUUACAUCUCUUCUAUAGUAGAGUUUUUCUAUGGAUUCUUCUUGGAUCACCUUGUUUAUGUCUCUAUUCUUUAUUGCAAUUCUAUUCUUGUUUUCAUAUCUCUUCUUAAAGUCAUUACUUUCUAAAGGUAGUUACCAGUUACCACCUGGUCCAUAUGGUUUGCCAAUUCUUGGCAAUCUUCAUAGGUUGGGUGAUCUCCCACAUCAAAACCUUCAGAAAUUAUCCCUCAAAUAUGGACCCAUAAUGUACAUGAGAUUAGGUCUAGUUCCAGCCAUUGUUGUCACAUCACCGGAGUUAGCCGAACUGAUCCUGAAAACUCAUGACAUUGUUUUUGCUAGCAGAUCAAUACUUGAGAGUGGAAAAUACUUUGGUUAUGAACAGAAGGGUUUAGUUUUCAAGCAAUAUGGUUCGGCAUGGCGAAACAUUCGGAAAUUAUGUACUUUACAUUUACUUACUAAUUCGAAGAUUGAAUCGUUCAAGUCUACACGAGAAAGUGAAGUGAGAAAUGCUGUUGAAUCCAUUAAAGUUGCAGCUGAUGGUCAAGUGCUCGUUAAUUUGAGCCUUAUAGUGGAAUCGUUAGCAGAAGAUAUAACACAUAAAACAAUAUUUGGAUCACUUAAGAAUGAUCGGUACAAUUCUAAAUCUCUCAUCCAAGAAGCUUUUAGGUUAGCAGGAGCCUUCAACGUUGCUGAUUACAUUCCAUAUAUCGGGCCACUUGACCUUCAGGGAUUGGCCAGGCAAAUGAAAUCAACCGGCAAACUUGUAGAUGAAUUUCUCGAGCACAUCAUUGACCAACAUAUAAAAGACCAUGGAAUGUCACAACAAGAUCAUUAUCAAAGGGACUUUGUGGAUAUUUUGUUAUCCUUGAUGAAUGCACAAGAGACGACCAUGAAUAAUGAACUGAAAUUAGAUCGUGAAAAUGUCAAAGCAAUCUCGUUAGACAUGAUCGGAGCAAUGAUGGAGACGUCAGCAACGACCGUCCAGUGGGCAAUCUCAGAAAUCAUAAAGAACACUCGCGUCAUGAAACUAGUUCAACAAGAAUUGGAAACAGUAGUCGGGUUGGAUAGACAAGUAGAAGAGACUGAUCUAGUGAAGUUGCCAUACUUAGACAUGGUGCUAAAAGAGAGUAUGAGACUUCAUCCUGUGACUCCGCUCUUGAUACCUCGUGAAUCCAUGGAUGAUAUAUACAUUAACGGUUACCAUAUACCUAAAAAGACUAGGGUAUUUGUGAACGUUUGGGCAAUCGGAAGGGACAAGCAAGUGUGGUCGGAUAAUGCUGAGGAAUUUUAUCCAGAGAGGUUCAUUGAGGUGGAUGUAGAUAUGAGAGGAAAAGACUUUAGGCUUUUGCCAUUUGGAUCAGGUCGUAGAGGUUGCCCUGGAAUGCAAAUGGGUCUAACCUUGGUCCGAUUGAUGUUAGCACAAUUGGUUCAUUGCUUUAAUUGGGAGCUCCCAAAUGGAAUGUUACCCCAUAAGUUGGAAAUGAAUGAAAAGUGGGGUUUAACUGUUCCUAGAGCUAACCAUUUGAUGGCUAUCCCAAUUUAUCGUCUAACUAAAUAGUGUUCCAACAAUCACGAUAGGUCAAAACGUCCGUUAAUACAUGUCUUUCUUGUUUGUUUGUUGCUUGUUUUAUGUCUACUUGUAAUAUUUGAAGUCAGGCCUAGACUCCUCAUUUAUGUUUUCCAUUCUCUUAUUAAUAAAUUUCCCUCGAGGAUGUGUUUAAAAAAAUUGUACUUGUAAUCUCAGUAUAAUAAAAAUUGUACUUUUAUUA
This is a messenger RNA of Papaver somniferum (opium poppy), 1796 nucleotides long. Its product is annotated as cytochrome P450 CYP736A12-like. The record is from RefSeq and is a predicted model, not a curated record. The transcript is spliced from 2 exons. NCBI's taxonomy places the organism in Eukaryota, Viridiplantae, Streptophyta, Magnoliopsida, Ranunculales, Papaveraceae. Gene Ontology annotation, molecular function: oxidoreductase activity, acting on paired donors, with incorporation or reduction of molecular oxygen; iron ion binding; heme binding. The coding region runs from base 59 to 1585 and encodes 508 amino acids.